GACAGCGCCAGCUGCCGCUGCGGGAGCUACUCCGGCUGCACCAUGCGGGAGUUGGCCAUUGAGAUCGGGGUGCGAGCCCUUCUCUUCGGGGUCUUCGUUUUUACAGAGUUUUUGGAUCCAUUCCAGAGAGUCAUCCAGCCGGAAGAGAUCUGGCUCUAUAAAAAUCCUUUGGUGCAGUCAGACAACAUACCUACCCGCCUCAUGUUUGCAGGCAGAUUUCUGACUCAAAUUCUAUUCAUUUGUUUAGUGUGUGUGUGGAGGGGGACUUCAAACACCAAGGUCAGAGAAUGUUUUAUAGCAGUGUCCUUGGCUCUUGCUUUGAAUGGAGUCUGCACAAACACUAUUAAACUAAUAGUGGGAAGACCUCGCCCCGAUUUCUUUUACCGCUGCUUUCCAGAUGGGGUGAUGAAUUCGGAGAUGCGCUGCACAGGUGACCCUGACCUGGUGUCGGAGGGCCGCAAAAGCUUCCCCAGUAUCCACUCCUCCUUUGCCUUCUCGGGCCUCGGUUUCACAACAUUCUACCUGGCUGGCAAGCUGCACUGCUUCACGGAGAGUGGGCGGGGGAAGAGCUGGAGGCUCUGUGCUGCCAUCUUGCCCUUGUACUGUGCCAUGAUGAUCGCCCUGUCCCGCAUGUGUGACUACAAGCAUCAUUGGCAAGAUUCUUUUGUUGGAGGAGUGAUCGGCCUCAUUUUUGCCUAUAUUUGCUACAGACAGCAUUAUCCUCCUCUGGCCAACACAGCGUGCCACAAACCGUAUGUCAGCCUCCGAGUGCCCACUUCACUGAAGAAGGAAGAGAGGUCAACGGCGGACAGUGCACCCAGCUUGCCCCUGGAGGGGAUCACCGAGGGCCCCGUAUGACGGGUGUGUAGGGAGAAUGGACGCUGAGCCCCUGGUUCAUUCUUCUAUUCUGAUGUCAUAACACAGUGGAAAGGAUUUCCUGUAAUGUGAUUCUCAUCAGCUACUCUAAAGUCCCCUCCGCUUCCGUUCUGUGGAUGGUGUUCUUGCCACACUCCAUGUCUCCUUUCAACACUUUGUAAAGUUUGGACACCAGGACCAGUCUCUGAGAGACCCAUGUACAAGGAAGGAGGAUUCAAGGGUGGGGUGGGCAUGCUAGCUCAUCCAGUGAUUCGUUUGCCUGAGGUGUUUGCUGUAGCACCCAUCCUCCUCCGUGUUCAUGUUGUGAAACAUAAUAAAGUCUC
This is a messenger RNA of Mus pahari (shrew mouse), 1199 nucleotides long. It is a transcript of the gene Plpp4, whose product is annotated as phospholipid phosphatase 4. Gene Ontology annotation, molecular function: phosphatidate phosphatase activity. The record is from RefSeq and is a predicted model, not a curated record. The transcript is spliced from 9 exons. Lineage: Eukaryota; Metazoa; Chordata; Mammalia; Rodentia; Muridae. Gene Ontology annotation, biological process: phospholipid metabolic process. The coding region runs from base 43 to 858 and encodes 271 amino acids.